Molossus molossus (Pallas's mastiff bat) is the source of this 1336-nucleotide messenger RNA. RefSeq names its product actin alpha 2, smooth muscle (gene ACTA2). The transcript is spliced from 9 exons. The coding region runs from base 63 to 1196 and encodes 377 amino acids. The record is from RefSeq and is a predicted model, not a curated record. Lineage: Eukaryota; Metazoa; Chordata; Mammalia; Chiroptera; Molossidae.
CACCCAGAGCCCAGAAGCCCAGCCAGCACUGUCAGGGACCUUGUGACCCAGCCCCAGCCAAGAUGUGUGAAGAAGAGGACAGCACUGCCCUGGUGUGUGACAAUGGCUCUGGGCUCUGUAAGGCCGGCUUUGCUGGGGAUGAUGCUCCCAGGGCUGUUUUCCCAUCCAUUGUGGGGCGUCCCAGACAUCAGGGAGUGAUGGUGGGAAUGGGACAAAAAGACAGCUACGUGGGUGACGAAGCACAGAGCAAAAGAGGCAUCCUGACCUUGAAGUACCCUAUAGAACACGGCAUCAUCACCAACUGGGACGACAUGGAGAAGAUUUGGCACCACUCUUUCUACAACGAGCUCCGUGUCGCCCCUGAAGAGCACCCAACCCUGCUCACCGAGGCCCCCCUGAACCCCAAGGCCAACAGGGAGAAAAUGACCCAGAUUAUGUUUGAGACGUUCAAUGUCCCAGCCAUGUACGUGGCCAUCCAGGCGGUGCUGUCCCUCUACGCCUCUGGACGUACAACUGGCAUUGUGCUGGACUCGGGAGAUGGCGUCACCCACAACGUGCCCAUCUACGAGGGCUACGCCCUGCCCCACGCCAUCAUGCGCCUGGACCUGGCUGGCCGCGAUCUCACCGACUACCUCAUGAAGAUCCUGACGGAGCGUGGCUAUUCCUUCGUGACUACAGCUGAGCGUGAGAUCGUCCGAGACAUCAAGGAGAAACUGUGCUAUGUAGCUCUGGACUUUGAAAACGAGAUGGCCACUGCUGCGUCCUCCUCCUCCCUGGAAAAGAGCUACGAGCUGCCGGAUGGGCAAGUGAUCACCAUUGGGAAUGAGCGCUUCCGCUGCCCGGAGACCCUGUUCCAGCCUUCCUUCAUCGGGAUGGAGUCGGCUGGCAUCCACGAAACCACCUACAACAGCAUCAUGAAGUGUGACAUUGACAUCAGGAAGGACCUCUAUGCCAACAACGUCCUGUCCGGGGGCACCACCAUGUACCCCGGCAUUGCUGACCGCAUGCAGAAGGAGAUCACGGCCCUGGCGCCCAGCACCAUGAAGAUCAAGAUCAUUGCCCCUCCGGAGCGCAAAUACUCUGUGUGGAUUGGCGGCUCCAUCCUGGCCUCUCUGUCCACCUUCCAGCAGAUGUGGAUCAGCAAACAGGAGUACGAUGAAGCUGGCCCAUCUAUUGUCCACCGCAAAUGCUUCUAAAAUCCCCCCCUGCUCUCUGUUCCCAGCACACAACUGUGAAUGUUUUGUGGAAGAAUGCCUGCAGUUCUUCUCCAUAUCAUUCCUUGCCAAAGCUCUGACUUGUUGCCUAGGUGUUUUUUAAUAAAUCUGAAAUAUGUUAC